GCCUAGGUACUUUAGGUAUUUUUUUUAACUUCAGUGCUAAGGCAAAUAAGCAAAUCUUAUCAGUCCGCCUAGACGAAGCUUCUGGUGAAGACGCAAUUCCUCCCCAGAAUGAUUUAAAAUAUUUUUCCUAUUCUACAAAUCUAAUUCCCCCUUGUUUACAAAAACCAAAGCAUCCCUUUGGCUUCCUCUACGCAAUUUUCAAAUCCCGCAAACCUUGUGUAUCUUCAUCGAAAAAAUAAAAUCGGUCUUAAAAUUCCUUUUAGAGUGAAAAUACCAACAAUGUUUUCCGGAAGAAAUAUUCAAAGUGAAGAGACGCUACCACUCAUCGGAGAUCAUACUAAAAAGGAUAAACAACAAGGUUCCAAUUUGACACAUUUCAUAUCCCCACCUGGAUAUAAAUAUCCCAUUGCUGUGGUUUUUAUUUUGAUAACAAAAUUUUUCGAAGCAUUCGCCGCCAAUGGAAUCCGAACUAUCCUGGCUCUCUACCUUCGAGAUGAUUUAUUUUUCAGUGAAGAACUAUCCACCAUAAUGCUGCAUAUUUUUAAUUUUUUCGGACAAUUUUGUCCAAUAAUCGGAGCAAUUUUAGCAGAUAGCUAUUUAGGAAACACUCGAACAAUAUCCUCUUUUUAUUUCAUAUAUGCACUUGGAUGGAUAUUCCUCAUUGUCACAUCAUUACCAUCUAUUGGGAUUUCUUUAACUUUUCUUGUUUCCCUAUCACUUCUACUCAUCUCAAUUGGAAAUGGAUCCGUUCGGGCUUGUAUCACAUCAUUGGGAGCGUUACAAUUCAAAAUACCGGAACAGAGUCAUCUACUAACUGAAUAUUUUUCCCUGUAUUAUUUUGUAUAUUAUUUUGGAAUAUUUUUAAGUAAACUUUUACCACCGAUGGUGAGAGCUACUACAUCAGGAUCUUAUCCUGUGGUUUUUGGAACUUUAGCAUCAUCUUUUUUGGCAUCAUGGAUUUUCUUUACAAUCGGUAAAAUAUUCUAUAGACCUGAGAAGUUUUCUCAUGAAAAUAUUCUUGUCAAGACCUAUGGAUGCAUAAAAGUAGCAUUAGUAAACAAAUGGAAACAAGGAAGUGUGGUGAAAAACAAUUGGUUACAUCAUGCUAUUGGUCAAUAUGAGGAAUCAUUUGUAAAUGACGUUUCAAAAGUCUUAAAGAUCUUUAAACUUUUUAUUCCAUUGACAAUAUACUCUGCUCUUCUCGCACAACAAGACUCGAGUUGGACUUUUCAAGCUUCUCAAAUGAACACCACAGUUUGGGGUGUAACUUUGCAGGCCGAUCAAGCCAAAGCAAUGGGACCAGUUUUGUUGUUCAUAUUUAUUCCUCUUUGGCAGUAUAUUUUGGGUCCGAUCUUAAGACAUUUUGAUAUGGAAAUGAAUGCUUUGCAAAGUGUAACACUUGGUGGAGUUUGCUCGGCUUUAUCGUUCAUUGCGGCAGGCGUUUUGCAAGAAUUAAUUUAUACAGAACCAUAUAAAUCGAUAAGCAUUGCGUGGCAGGUGCCACAAUUUGCUCUCUUAAUGAUGGGGGAGCUAUUCCUAUCCAUUCCAGGUCUGCAGUUUGCAUUUACUCAAGCUCCUUUGUCAAUGAAAUCUGUUGUGACAGCAGGUUGGUUCCUUAAUAACGCUUUUGGCAACUUAUUAGUGGUCAUUAUAACUGAAAUGGAUAUAUUUGAAUCGCAGAGUUCUGGAUAUUUCUUUUACGCUGUUUUGAUGAUCGUGUGCAUUAUCGUAUUUAGUCUUCUAGCUUAUAUCCAUUUGAUUGACGAUCAAGCUCAAUGGGAAAAUGAAUCAAGAGAAAACGAAUUAUCUAAUAGUGAGUUGGUGACGAGUUUGAGUAGCAAUAGUUUAAUAAAUCGAAAUAUUUGAACAUUUGUUUUUGAAAUAGAUUUUUUAGGACGGA
Messenger RNA from Eupeodes corollae, 1900 nucleotides. RefSeq names its product solute carrier family 15 member 1. Gene Ontology annotation, molecular function: dipeptide transmembrane transporter activity. The transcript is spliced from 9 exons. The record is from RefSeq and is a predicted model, not a curated record. Bases 280 to 1866 code for a protein of 528 amino acids. Gene Ontology annotation, biological process: transmembrane transport. Gene Ontology annotation, cellular component: membrane. Lineage: Eukaryota; Metazoa; Arthropoda; Insecta; Diptera; Syrphidae.